Molecule: messenger RNA, 585 nt
Organism: Vicia faba (fava bean)
Lineage: Eukaryota; Viridiplantae; Streptophyta; Magnoliopsida; Fabales; Fabaceae
Source: the annotation of a GenBank genome assembly
AUGGCCAAGAAAGUAACUUGGUCAGCCCAAUCUACCAACAAAAUCACCAUCAAAUUUAUUAUUGACCCACAUUACUUUUAUUUUAUAAAAAAAAAUUUAAGAAGUGUGGCUAUUGGAAUUUCACGUGAGAGUCGCCGGCUGUUUUCUUCCUCUCUUUGUGCCAACGACGUCGAAACUCCUUCCGUCUUCUCCGAUCGAUCCGCUGUUCACAGCGUUUUCGAUCUCCUCAUCUCUUCGGCUCAACUCCUCUGGAGACGUCGUCUUCAGGUCCAAUCUCCGCCGUGGUUUCGCGCUCUCCGCUCCCCUCCCUCAACAGCGCGGCACCAUCACGAUUCACCGUCUCCGACGAUUCUCUUCCUUCGCCGCCACCAUUUCUUUUCCGUCCGUCAUCGUCUUCUCUCCAACUCAUCAUCAGAUUCCUUACGAUUUCGUUUUCAGUUCGUCUGCUUCAACCGCGAUCUGUUUCCAAUCGCCUUCGCUCACUUCCGUUCGCGACAGUGUAGACGAGCAAGCCAAGGUAAACUCUUCUACUUGUGUCAAGUUAAAGAUAAGAGAAUGGCAUUAAAAAACUGGAGCAUAGUGUGA